UCAAAGUUUGAACGUGUCUACUGAAUGUGUAAUCUCAAAAAUUUUGUGUUAUCUUAAAGUUUUAAAAUCUGAAAAUGUGGAUUUUUCUGUGUUUACUCACUCUACUUUCUCUUCUUUACUACAGAUUGUCCCGGAAAGAACGGGUUGAUCUGCCGGGUCCAGGUUUAUGCAUCCCACUACUGGGACACUACAAACUGUUUCUGCAGGGUUCAGACAAUAUCAAGGGAAUAUGGAACCUUUACAAGCAGUAUUCAAAGCAAGGUGUCAUGCUUCUCAAUGUGUUCAGUAUGAACAAUGUUAUAGUUGGUGAUUUUAACGUGCUCAAGGAGCUCUUCAACAACCCAGACGUGGCAAAUCGAGGUCAUGUUGAUUUUAGAAAAUGUAACUUUAUUCAAAAGUUUAAUGAAGACCGUGGAGACCCUCCGGGUCCCCUUACUGGAGUUAUUUUUAGCCAAGGAAGGACCUGGGUAGAACAGAGAAGAUUUACCCUCAAGACACUUCGAGAUUUUGGAUUUGGAAAAUCCAGCAUGGAGGAAACAAUACAUGAUGAGAUCCGGCAUUUUAUCUUCUACCUCAAGAACUAUACCAACACACCUGUUGAUAUUGCAAGAAAAUUUAACUUGCCAAUUUUAAAUGCUCUUUGGAAGAUAAUGGUGGGAGAGAGUUUUGAGUACACUGAUCCUAAACUUGAAAAGCUCUUGAAUGAUCUUGGAGAAUUUGCCAGAAGAUUUGGAAGUCCAUCCACCGUUUUGGUUCUAAACUAUCCCUGGCUUUUUAAAAUAUUUCCAACGUUGCUGAAUCGUAACAAAGAUAUAGAAUUUAUGAGGGAAAUUAUGCUCAUGAUGAAUAAUUGCAUAGAACAGCAUAAGUUAACUCUAGAUGUUAACUCACCUAAAGAUGUGAUUGAUACAAUGCUGAUUGAAAUUCAGAACACCAAAGAUGAAACAUCAAGCUUCUAUCAGAAUAAGGGAUAUAAUAACCUUGUAAACACAAUGCUUGAACUAUUUGUUGCAGGAUCAGAGACAACAUCGACGACGUUGACUUGGGCAGUGCUGUAUAUGAUCAGAGAACCGGAAAUUCAGAGUAGGGUUCAAGCAGAGCUAGAUAAGGUGGUAGGUACCUCCAGACUUCCAAGUCUAUCAGAUCGAUCACAGCUUCCUUAUACGGAAGCAGUUCUAAUGGAAAUUCAACGAUGUGGCAAUAUUGUACCCAUGGGUGUACAGCACAUGGCAAGCAGAUCUAUCCAGAUAAAUGGAGUAACUAUACCUGCUAAUACUAUGAUCUCUCCUUGCAUGAGUGAAAUAAUGAAAGGUGAUUAUUGGGGUGAUGGUCUCGUAUUUCGUCCUGAAAGAUUUCUCGAUGAAUCUGGAAAACUGAAAUCAGAGGAACGUCUCAUUCCCUUCUCAAUAGGUAAACGCAGAUGCCUUGGGGAAACUUUAGCCAAGACUGAAUACUUUCUUUUCUUCACUGCUCUUCUCCAGCAGUUUAGUUUUAUGCCUGAGAUAAGUGGAACAGUUCCUCCUGAAACAUACGUACCUGGUGCAUCCAUUCUUCCAAUUCCGUUCAAAACUAUUGUAAAGCCCAGAUAUUAAGUUUCUGAGAACAAGACUGUGCAAAUCUGAUAAUUUUUUUAACAAUUUAAAACCUCAAGGACCAACAUGUUUAAGUUUUUAAAGUGAAAAAAAACACUAA
Molecule: messenger RNA, 1692 nt
Organism: Eurytemora carolleeae
Lineage: Eukaryota; Metazoa; Arthropoda; Copepoda; Calanoida; Temoridae
Product: cytochrome P450 2J5
Exons: 2
Coding region: 75-1592 (505 amino acids)
Biological process (GO): xenobiotic metabolic process
Cellular component (GO): cytoplasm; intracellular membrane-bounded organelle
Molecular function (GO): oxidoreductase activity, acting on paired donors, with incorporation or reduction of molecular oxygen, reduced flavin or flavoprotein as one donor, and incorporation of one atom of oxygen; iron ion binding; heme binding
Source: RefSeq, a predicted model, not a curated record